AUGAUGAAGGUCAACCCCGCACCCUUCCACUUAGCCCAGGCCAUCAUAACCGGCCUCGUCGUAGCCCUCAGCAUCGCCAUCCUAGGAACCUCCGCACACACCCUCGAUGUCUACAACAAACAGCAAACCUCCAACCCAUGGUGGAUGCCCCUCUGGCCCCAACACUACGACACCCACGGCACAAAAGCACUCAUCGCCUCCUCCGUCGUCACCCUCGUUCUCUGCGGUGCCUUUUUAAUCGCUUCAUUCAUUCCCCAACUCUCCCUCCCACAAAAACCAACCCUCCGCGCCCUCCUCUCCCUCGCAACUCUCCUCCCCUCCACCCUCCUCACCCUCACCACCACAAUCUACGCCCACAUCCUCAACAACAACACCCCCGAACUCGACACCAUCCAGACCUGGACCUGCAAAUACAGCGUCUCGAGCCCCUUGCCCCAGGACAGGGCGAUGCCUGCUGGUUUCGGCAAUGGCAAUUUCGGGAGCUUAUGCAGGGAGAGCAGGUUUGCGCUUUGGGGUACGCUGACGGUGUUUUUGCUGUUGUGUGGUGGGCUUGCGGUUACGAUUGUGGCGUGGUUGGCGGAUAAGGUGGCGGCAAGGCAGAGGCGUAAGGAGGGGGUGGAGAUGGGGGAUGUGUCGCAGUAG
Messenger RNA from Plenodomus lingam JN3, 642 nucleotides. RefSeq lists its product as uncharacterized. The record is from RefSeq and is a predicted model, not a curated record. Lineage: Eukaryota; Fungi; Ascomycota; Dothideomycetes; Pleosporales; Leptosphaeriaceae.